Molecule: messenger RNA, 1166 nt
Organism: Hevea brasiliensis (rubber tree)
Lineage: Eukaryota; Viridiplantae; Streptophyta; Magnoliopsida; Malpighiales; Euphorbiaceae
Product: cystathionine beta-lyase, chloroplastic-like
Exons: 9
Coding region: 1-1005 (334 amino acids)
Biological process (GO): transsulfuration
Cellular component (GO): cytoplasm
Molecular function (GO): carbon-sulfur lyase activity; pyridoxal phosphate binding
Source: RefSeq, a predicted model, not a curated record
AUGACUCCAAAUGAUAGUCAUGCUGCAAUAAAGGAGAGAGACGAUAGUGGAGCAAAUGUUGGUGGCAAGAGACUAAUGGUUUCCAAGGAAUAUCUUGUAACUGGUGAAAUUUUUGUCUUAGGUGAGGAAAUUGUUGCUGGGGAUGACCUGUAUGGUGGUUCUGAUAGGUUGCUGUCACAAAUAACCCCAAAAUCUGGAAUUGUGGUCAAACGGGUAAAUACAACUAAUCUAGAUGAUGUUGCAUCUGCAAUUGGCCCCUGGACAAAGCUUGUGUGGCUAGAGAGCCCAACCAACCCCCGUCAGCAAAUUUCUGAUAUUCGUAAAAUUGCAGAAAUGGCUCACACCCAUGGUGCUCUUGUCUUGGUAGAUAAUAGUAUUAUGUCCUCUGUAUUGUCACAGCCAUUGGAACUCGGGGCAGACAUAGUGAUGAACGCAGCUACUAAAUUCAUAGGAGGGCAUAGUGAUGUCAUGGCAGGUGUGCUUGCAGUAAAAGGGGAAAGCUUGGCAAGAGAUUUGUAUUUCCUUCAAAAUUCAGAAGGCUCUGGUUUAGCACCAUUUGACUGUUGGAUGUGUUUACGUGGUAUCAAGACCAUGGCCUUACGUGUUGAGAAACAACAGGACAAUGCACAGAAGAUUGCUGAGUUUCUUGCAUCACAUCCACAAAUAAAGAAAGUUAAUUAUGCUGGUCUUCCUAGUCAUCCUGGACAUGAUUUGCACUAUUCUCAGGCAAAGGGGGCAGGCUCUGUACUUAGCUUUACAACAGGAUCACUGGCACUCUCAAAGCACAUUGUUGAGACUACCAAGUUCUUCAGUAUAACUGUCAGUUUUGGGAGUGUCAAGUCUCUUAUAAGCAUGCCCUGCUUUAUGUCCCAUGCAAGUAUACCAGUGGCAUUGCGAGAGGCCAGAGGUCUCACUGAAGAUCUUGUUCGUAUCUCUGUGGGGAUAGAAGACGUCAAUGAUCUGAUUUCUGAUUUAGACUAUGCACUAAGAACUGGGCCAUUGUAGGCACUUGAGUGUUUGACCCUCUAUUGAAUCUGAAGUUAUCUUUGCUUUAAAUUGAACAAGCAUAGGGCAUGUAAUGGUUUCACAUUUAUUGAAAUGUUUAGGUUAUAAUAAUGCUACUUUUAGCAGCAGUUAUAAUAAUGAAUUCAGAUUUAGUUGGUGGA